This is a messenger RNA of Kickxella alabastrina, 927 nucleotides long. RefSeq names its product diacylglycerol acyltransferase. Gene Ontology annotation, molecular function: diacylglycerol O-acyltransferase activity. The transcript has a single exon. Gene Ontology annotation, cellular component: endoplasmic reticulum membrane. Lineage: Eukaryota; Fungi; Kickxellomycota; Kickxellomycetes; Kickxellales; Kickxellaceae. The record is from RefSeq and is a predicted model, not a curated record. Gene Ontology annotation, biological process: triglyceride biosynthetic process. The coding region runs from base 1 to 927 and encodes 308 amino acids.
AUGUGGGCGACAUCGCCGAUUCUUUCGACGCUGGUCUUCUUCUACCUCCUGAUUUGCAUCAAGACCCUGCGUGCGCUGCUUGUGGUCUACCUGGUGCUCAGCUUUUUUGAUCCGCGGCCAUAUGAUGGCGUCGGGCGCAGAAUCCCGGCUCUCCGCAGGCUGCCAAUUUGGAACCAUGUGAACAAAUAUUUCCAGCCAAACAUAGUUUUCGAGGAGCCCCUAGAUGCCAACGCAAAGUAUGUGUUUGGCAGCCACCCGCACGGCGUCAUUAGCUACAUGUCACAGCUAAUUUCAGGAACCACGGGGAUGGGGAUCGAGUCGCAUUUUCCGGGACUGGUGGUCCGCGGAGUCACAAUGCCGGCGACCUUCAGCAUCCCGUUCUUCCGCGACUACGCGCUGGCCAUGGGCUGCUUAUCGUGCGACCGCAACUCCAUCCGCCAAAUUCUCUCUGAGCGCCGCCACAGGCUGCGCCAGUCGCUGCUGAUUGUCGUCGGAGGUGCUGAGGAAUCCAUGCUGGCACACGACGGGACCGCCGACUUGGUCUUACUCAAGCGCCGCGGCUUUAUUUUCGAGGCUGUCCGCGCUGGCUGUGACAUUGUUCCAAUCUACAAUUUCAACGAAAACUCAAUCUACCGCCUGCUGCCUAACCCGCCAGGUUCUCUUGUGCAUAGGUUUGAAAUGGCUGUGAGAAGCGCCUUUGGCUUCACCAUUUUGCUGUUCCAUGGUCGCAAUAUAUUUUUCACGCCAUACAAAACACAGCUGACAGCUGUGGUCGGCAGGCCGAUAAAGGUGGAGCGCAAUUUGGAGCCGACUGCGAAGGAUAUUGAAGUGUACCAUGCCCAGUAUGUCGAGGAGCUCACGAGGAUUUAUAACAAGCACAGGCCAAAGUAUGCGCCUGAUGCCAAGGACAUGCAUUUUGUUGCGUAG